Dentiscutata heterogama is the source of this 843-nucleotide messenger RNA. The record is from the annotation of a GenBank genome assembly. Lineage: Eukaryota; Fungi; Glomeromycota; Glomeromycetes; Diversisporales; Gigasporaceae.
AUGUCAGGAAAAUCAACAGCUAAAGUUGAUACAGAAGAAAAUUCUAUUAAAAUUAAUAUUGAAUUUGGCGACCAAGGAUGCAAAGAUCUUGAAAUAUCGCUAAAUAAUAAACUAUUAAAUAAAGAAGAUUCAAGUGAUUUUCAACUUGGCGAAAAAGAAGUCAAAUAUCUUCUUUUAACACUAAAUGAUGAAUAUAAAACGUACCAAAAAAACAUGAAUUUACGUACUAAUGUUUUUGCUGCACAAUUCUUUAUUGCGGGAUUUUCAAUUUUCCUUGGUCAAUUAUUCACAUAUGAAUCGAAAUCUGAUACCACUAAUUUUAUAAAAAAUAUUGGCGGUUCUCAACUACCAACCAUUUUUGGUGCAGCUGGUACACUAGUUACAUUAAUCACCGGAUAUUUAAAUUAUUUAAAUGAAAAAAAGUAUGAUGAUUGUUCAACGGAGAUUAGUAGCAAUGUAUUUAAGCUAAAUAAUUUAAACAUUGAUAAAGAAUUUAUUCAAAAGUCUCGUACGAUUGAUAAAUCAAGAUCUUAUUUUCGUAAGCCAAGAUCUUAUUCUCGUAAGCCUAAUAAUAGAUCAAGAUUUCAUUCUGAGUCUAAUAAUUCUGAAGAUUCUAGAAAAUAUGAAAUAAGUUCCUUAAUUGACCUUUAUAUUACAUCAUUAAAACAAAGAAAUAGAGUUUUAUUUCGAGAAAGAUUUAUUGAUAUAAUAGUCUCAGUAUUAUUCUUUUUAUUUAUUUUAUCAAUUUCAUAUUUUUUAUCAUUAACUUUGCAAGGCGGCAAUUCUCAAGAUUAUAUAUUAGAUGUCGCGAAAUUUUUAAAUUUUUUUGCGACUUUUCGUUAG